AUGUAAGAUUAAGAUUACAUAAAUUCAUUGUCUUUAGAACUCUCCAUACCAAAAGAAAAGUUUAUUGAGUAUGAUUAACACAGAAGUCCGAUCUAAAAAUAAUUUGUAUGUUAAUACUGGUUAAGAGGAACCUGCUGUUUUUCGCCAGGUAAGCGUGAAUGCAAUAUUUAGAGUUUUGCCAUUUUGCGCAUGGAAUCGAAUUUUUAGAAUAUAAAAUAGAUUCAAUGACAAAUUUAAGACCUUUAUUCAUAUAAGAGGAUUUAAAUCAAAAAUACAAGAUUGAUGGCAUUCCAAAAUAAUAUUUUAUAGUUGAGAAAUUUUAAUAGCAUCCUGAAGUAAAGGAAUAAUUGAGGUAACAUCAUGAAUUUAUUGGAAAAUAUUAUGAUCCUAAUAAAGUUUACAAUUUAAAAGAAAUACAGUUUGAAAAAUCAAUCAAAUAAAUUAUCAUGAAUACUAUGUAUUUAUUGGAAAUUUAACGUUUUUAUGAUAAAAUCUUAGAAAAGUUAUAAGUUAAAGCAAUUCCUAAACUUGUUUUCAUUCAUGAAUUAAAUAGAGUAGGAUAUUCAUAUAUGGGUAAGUAAUUUAACCUAUUUUAUAGGAAGUAAUUUUGCUAGACCUAAUACCCUGAUAUUCAAUUUAGAAAAUAGUGGUUUUUGCUUUUAAGAGACAUUUAAAACAAAUUUAGUAAUAAAUGGAUAUGAUGGUUCUAUUUAUAACAAAUAAUAUAAAAAAGUUUAAAAGGAUGGUGUUGAAAAAAAAUAAGCUUUAGAAUAAAAUGAGAAUGAAUAAGAUGAUAUUAAUAAGGAGGAUAAUGAAGAUUAAAACGGAGAAAAUGAUUGUGAAAAUGUAGAUCUAGAUGAUCUUAUAGAUACUAAUGAAGGAGAAAAAAAAAUUCCAUUUUUAGUUAAAGUUGAAAAUAAGUAGAAUUUAGUAAAAAGCUUUAAUGCUAAAUUAGUAGAAAUUUUAUAAGAAAAACCAGAGUUGGCUAAACUUACAGAUAUAUCUAAUUUUCAUUUAGCAGUAAAUGACAUUAUGCAAAAAUAAAAUCAGAUAAAUUUUAAUAAUAAGGAACAAAUACUACCGAAUUUGAGAUAGAUUUUGAGGAUUAUGGAUUAGAUUUGGGAUGAAUAUGCAGAUUAAUAUGGAUUUCAAGAUAUAAGAUUUAAUAAUUCUAGAGAUUCUGGAGAACCUUUAAAUUUUUUAGUUCAAUACUUUACACCUGAACAAAAAUAAAUAUUAAAUGAAUAUCUUUAGAAGCCAAAAGUUAAAUAUUAUCUAUGUUCAUAUUGGAUGAGAGGCAUUUGCAUUUUUCAAAAGUAAGAUUGCAGAUUUGCACAUGGUUUAGAAGACUUAGAAUUAAAUUUUGAUAUUGAAAGAGAUUUUGCAAAAUUAAAUAAUGAGUAAAAGCCACUUAAAGAUAAUGAAAAACCAUUAAUAAAUCAUCGAACUUAUGGAGUAUUAUAUUUAUCUUAAUAUAAAAUGAUUGAUUAAGGAGUAUUAGGAUUGCAUUAAAAGAGAAAUAUCUUUCAAAUUGAUAACUUAAAAGAAUAUAGAGAUAAAAUAAGAGAAUAUAUCUAAAAAUAAAUGGUAAUUAGUUUAUAUAAAAUGAUUUCAAAUGGUAAACCUUAAAAUAAAAGUGAGAUUAUAAAGUAUUUUAAUUUAGCGGGCUUUAUUUAGAAAGGAAUUGAUUUGUCGGAAUUGAAAAUAAUUAAAAUAUUAAUAAAUAGUGAUGUUAUAUUCGAGAAGGAAUUUGUAAUUAAAGCACCUUAAAUUAAAUAAGAGGAUUAGAAAGAGAAAGUGAAAGAAAAAGAAAAAGAGAAAGAAAAAGAGAAAGAAAAAGAAAAAGAAAAAGAAAAAGAGAAUGAGAAAAAGAAAGAAAAAGAGAAAAAGAAGGUAAACUUAAAAUAGAUUUUAUUAAUACCAAUAUUAGAUUACGAUAUUUAUAAUAAAUUUUAUGAAUAAAUAAUAUUCUAAGCCUUGGUAAAUAUUUUGAAGAAUAAAGUCGAAUUGCCAAUGGAGGAAAGCAUAGUAAAAAAGGAGAUCUAUAGGUUGGAUUAGGUUUUAGAGAUGCCAGGAAUUUAUUAAUAUUUUUUAAGACAUCCAAAAAAGAAAUAUACAUUAAUUGAUUACUUUUAAGAGAAUAUAUUAUCAAAAGUAAAAAAUUAAUUAAAAGACUUAAUUCAUCCAGAAGUUUAUGAUUAAAUAUCUGAAGAUGGAUUUAAUUUGAUAUCUUUUGAUGCAGAUAUUCCCUAAUUAAUGGCAAUAAUUUAGGCUAUUUAUGGUCAUGCUUAAACACAUAAUCAAAUUUCAAUAAAUUUUAAUAAAUUGAUAAAGCAGAUAGAAAUGAAUGCCAGCGAUAAUGACAAAUAUAAUUGUAUGGUAAAUUAUUUGCAUAAAGAAAAAUUGCAUAAGUUUUAUAGUAUAAAUGGAAAUCUUUAUGUUAUAAAUUAAUUUGGUAAAACAGUAAAUAAAAAAAAGAAAUGCAAAUGUGGAAAGGAGUAUUAAUCACCAUCAAAAAUAAAAUAGAUAAACAAUAAUAUGUUAAUUACAAAAAUUUUGGAGAUACAAGAAUUUGUAGAUAAAGAAGUUAGAAAUACGAUAAUAGUGGAUUCAGCAGAAAAAUUACUUUUGGCAUAAGAGUUUUUCUCAUUUGAUGUUAAUUAUGUUGGAAUAGAUUUGGAAGGAUAAUUGAAGAAAGGAGAUAUUUGGCUUAUUUAAAUGGGAGUAAUGGUAGAGAAUUUAAGAAUAAUAUUUAUAUUUGAUUUAAUGAAAGCUAAGUAUUUGGAAGCUGAUUUAAUUUUUCAUGAAUAAAUGUUAAGUGUGGUUAGAAAUAUAUUGGAAGAUGAAGAGAUUUGUAAAGUAUUUCAUGAUUGUAAAAGAGACAGUUAAGCUUUGCAUAUAAAUCAAAUCUGUCCAAAGAAUGUAGUAGACACAAGUUGCACAUAUUAAUUUAUAGAAUAAUUAAAAUUUAACGAUCAAGAUUCGAAAAAAGUUAAAAAAAAGUAUUAUCUUAUAUUAAUUUUGUAGUCCAAUAUAAAUUUCCAAAGAAAUAUUAUAAGUAGCUACUCCUCCUAUCAAUAAUGUACUAAAAAAAUAUUAAGCUUUACAUGGUUGCAAUGAAUUAAAGGAGGAGAUGCAUUCUAAAUUUAAUAAGUGUAAAGCAAGUGAUUUCUUUGCUCGUCCAAAUCCAGCAUUUAUGUAUUAUAGUGCAAGGGACGUAGAAGACCUUGUUUAAGUUUAUUUAUAAAUGGAAAUGCUUGUCUUAGAGUAUAAAUAUAUCAUCGAAAAGAUGAGUAAUAAAAAUAAAUAAUUCCAUAUAUUAUAGAAAGAUUAGUGAUUUUUUG
Messenger RNA from Paramecium sonneborni, 3344 nucleotides. NCBI's taxonomy places the organism in Eukaryota, Ciliophora, Oligohymenophorea, Peniculida, Parameciidae. The record is from the annotation of a GenBank genome assembly.